AUGGGGACCCCCCUGACGUGGCUCUGUGGCAGCCGGCACAGCAGCCUGUGGGAGCCGCGGGCGGCCGAGCAGGCGCCGCACCCCGAGGGGGACACCGCCAGGGACACGAGCGGCCCGUCCCCGCUGUCCUCCCCGCUGGCGUCCCCGCAGCCCUCCGAGGAGGAGGCAGCUGGCGGGGGGCUGCUGGGGGCCUCCCGGCGCCCCCGCAUCUCCCUGUGCUCCGUCAUGCGGAGCAUCAGCCUGCUGGAGACCCCCGAGCCCCUCGAGCUGCCGGGGGAGCCCCUGGCCGGGGAGCAUGGGAUGACGCCGCUGUCCCCCGCCAGGUGUUUGAGGCCGCGGAGGAAGCAGAGGGUCCCUCCCCGAGGUCACGACCCUCGUCCCGCCCGCGCCGCGUGGUGCGCCAGGCCAGCCUGGAUGGUGGCCCCGCCCCGUUCUGUGACCACACCCAUAGUGAUGGCCACACCCAGGACCACACCCAUGCACCUGGCCACGCCCACACGGACGAACCCACGCCUUAAUUUGGGGGGCAUGGGUCAGCGCCUCCUCACUGCCAUGGCAAACGGAGGGGCGUGGCCUGUGCCGGGGGCGUGGCCAGUGAGCCGGCACUCCCCGCCCACGCCCCGCCCGCACCCUGGGGCUGGGCCGUGCCUCUGUCCCAGCCCUACGCACACAAACACCGACACCGCUCCUGCACUGGCAAUAAAGUGUGGAAAUGGCAGCCACUGGUGGCUUUGUGGCCCUGAGCACCUGGAGGGUGGGCUGCCGUCAGUGGGGACCGGAGUGAACGCUCUGGGGACACCGGGCGGGCACGGGGACCCAGCGGCGCCAUUUUGUGCGGCACGGGGGAACUGCAACUCCCGGCGGCCUUUGCGCGAGAAGAACAACUUCCGGGUUGCCAUGGCAACCGUCGCGGCCUAG
This is a messenger RNA of Motacilla alba alba, 918 nucleotides long. RefSeq lists its product as uncharacterized. NCBI's taxonomy places the organism in Eukaryota, Metazoa, Chordata, Aves, Passeriformes, Motacillidae. The record is from RefSeq and is a predicted model, not a curated record.